Messenger RNA from Lathyrus oleraceus (garden pea), 2145 nucleotides. RefSeq lists its product as uncharacterized. The record is from RefSeq and is a predicted model, not a curated record. The transcript is spliced from 5 exons. Bases 1 to 2145 code for a protein of 714 amino acids. Lineage: Eukaryota; Viridiplantae; Streptophyta; Magnoliopsida; Fabales; Fabaceae.
AUGUAUUCUCAUAAUGCAAAUUCCUUGAUUAUAGGAUACUGUGGUGCAGAUUGGGCAGCCAAUGUUGAUGAUAUAAAUAGCACUUCUGGUGGAUUUUUCUUCUUGGGAAAUAAUCUAAUAUCUUGGUUUAGAAAGAAACAAAACUGUGUGUCAUUGUCUAUGGUUGAGGCUAGAUAUAUUGCAGCAGGAAACAGCUGCUCUCAAUUAAUUUGGAUGAAACAAAUGUUAGAGGAAGACAAUGUCCAACAAGAUGUCAUGACAUUAUAUUAUGACAACUUAAGUGCUAUCAACAUACCUAAGAAUCCUAUUCAGCACAACAGAACUAAGCAUAUUUAUAUUCUUCAUCAUUUUAUCAGGGAUCUUGAUGAAGACAAAAUUGUCACUCUUGAGCAUGUAGCUACUGAGAAGCAACUGACAGAUAUUUUCACUAAAGCUAUGGACGCAAAUCAGUUUAAAAAGUUUAGGGUUAUUACUGAUUUCGUUCCUCUCUCUUUAGUUCCUAGCCAUGGAACCCCUAUAAGGAAGCCUAGAACAUCUGCUUCGAGAAAGGGAAAGCCCUCUAAAGUAAGUACCUCUUCCUCUCGAUCUAUGGCUGCUAGUAAUGUAAAAAUUCUUGAACCCUCUACUAUUAUCAAGAAACCUCAUUCGAUGACUAGCCCAUACCUUGAUCCUAUUAAUGUCGAACCUAAUGUUGAUGCUUCUGAAAAAUGUCCUGUUGUCCCAAAUGUUAUGGAAAAUGUUGAAGCCUCUAAGAAUAACAAUAAACCUAGAUCUGUUACUACUUUGAGUAAAUGUGUCAUGAUUAGUUCGAAUAAAUACGGCGUAGAUAAGAAUAUUCGUGUUCUAAUCUCUCAAGUUUUAGAUAAAUCUGAUGUCAAUAUGUCUACUCAGUCUCCUGAAAAAUAUGAAGACAAAGAGGAUUUUGAUGGCAUGUCUGGUGAUUUAGCUGACAAAGAAGAAAACUAUGUAGAGAGGAAGGAUCAAUCUACAAACAUAAUGAAUAUAGAUGAUCUAGAUUCUGAUGAUGAGCCAAUUGGCAAAAGACUGGCUCCAGGAAUAGCGAAAAUGUUAAAGAACAAAAAAGGUAAAGCAGUUGAAUCCUCCAGCACGUCCUCAAAAUCUCUCAGUAGAAUAACUAGUGUUGGCACUACAAAAGGAUGGAGCAAGGUAGUUACUACUGUUUCCAAGAGGAAAUCUCUUAAGAGGAAGCAAGUCCCUUCUGAGUCAAGUGAAUUUUUCCAUGAUAUUGAACACAAUGUUCAAGACAUCGUUUCUACUACAAGAAAAAGACUUGCACUGGAAAUAGAGCUUGUCAAAGAUGCACUCGAAUGCAAAGGAGUAAUGAGUCUGAUUCAAGAAGCUAGAUUAAUGAAGAUUGUGAUUGGAUUUAGCAAGUGUUAUGAAAUGCUUGUUAAAGAAUUCAUUGUGAAUAUCUUCAAACAAUGUGACAACAAAAGGAGCAAGGAGUUUAGAAAAGUGUAUGUAAGAGGAAGAGAUAUUACGGCUAAGCAGGUGAAAGAAUGGCCAAGGAAAGGGAAGCUGUCAGUAAGUUACUUGAGUGUGAAGUAUGCAUCACUUCACAGAAUUGGAGUUGCUAUUUGGGUACCAAUUAAUCACACUUCAAACAUUGCUACUGGAUUGGGCAAGUUUAUCUAUAUUGUAGGAAACAAGACAGAGUUUGACUUUGGAUCCUAUGUCUUUGAUCAAACAAUGAAGCAUGCUGUCUCUUUUGUUGUGAAGAUGCCAAUAGCCUUUCCCACAUUAAUUUGUGGUGUUAUACUAAGUCAACACCCAAGUAUUUUACUCAGUUCUGAUAGUGUCUGCAAAAGAGAUCCCUCUCUGUCAUUACAUUAUAGGCUUUUCAUUGGGAAAUAUGUUCAAGAUAUUGUCAUGACAUAUGGCCGGAAACCUUCCAGGCCUACUACUAGAACAUGCAUCCUUGCUGACCUAAAAGACACCUACAAGACCUUGAAUGAAACUAUCACAAUAUGUACUGAGAGGAAGAGCAGGCUUGAGAUUAUGAUAAAUGCCUUGUCUAAAGAAGAAGGGAAUUUGAAAGGUGACGAAACAAGUGAAGAAGAUUCUAAUGAAGAAGGUGCUAAUGCAACUGAUGAUGAAGAAAAUACCAGCAGUGAUGAGGAAUGA